Molecule: messenger RNA, 1121 nt
Organism: Poecilia latipinna (sailfin molly)
Lineage: Eukaryota; Metazoa; Chordata; Actinopteri; Cyprinodontiformes; Poeciliidae
Product: claudin-4
Exons: 1
Coding region: 392-1072 (226 amino acids)
Cellular component (GO): bicellular tight junction; membrane
Molecular function (GO): structural molecule activity
Source: RefSeq, a predicted model, not a curated record
AUUUUUUAGCCAUCAUGGAUUAAAUGUCGCACUGGGAGAUUGUUUCAUUUAAAAAUGGGGACAUGUCUUGUCAUUAAACAAUCUGCCAUUGGAACUAGUCGUCUCUUUUUUAUCAAUAGUAAGGACUUAAAGAAAAGCUCCUGAUUCUUGCUGAAAAGUUACUUAAAGUUCGUUUUCUCAAGACCAACUAGACCAAACUCCUUGGUCGGAUUGUGUUUUUGCAGUGUACCAAAGUUUAAAGGUGAACCACCUGAAGCUGACUCCACCUUCAGUCCUCCAAGCUGUAAAAGGAAUCCGUUUCUCCCUCUCCUUCUUCCUGGCUUAAACUCGUCCAGCGGCAGAGAUCCGACAUCGGCUUCGCCUGCAGACACAGAAGGCCUUGUGUCCCAUCAUGUACUCUGCGGGCCUGGAGAUCCUGGGGAUGAUCCUGGCGGUGGCAGGCUGGCUGGGGGUGAUGGUGGCGUGCGGCCUGCCCAUGUGGCGCGUGGCGGCCUUCAUCGGCCAGAACAUCGUCAUCUCCCAGGUGAUCUGGGAGGGCCUGUGGAUGAACUGCUCGGUGCAGAGCACGGGCCAGAUGCACUGCCGCGUCCACGAGUCCAUGCUGGGGCUUCCCACCGACCUGCAGGCCGCCCGGGCCUUGGUCAUUGUCUCCAUGGUGAUGAGCAUCGUGGGAAUCGGCUUGGCGGUGGCCGGCGCCAAGUGCACCAACUGCAGCCGGGACGUGAGCAGCAAGCCGCGGCUGGUGGUGGCGUCCGGCGUGACGUUCGUGGCGGCCGGGCUGCUGAUGCUGGUGGCCGUGUCGUGGACGGCCCACGCCAUCGUGCUGGGCUUCUACGACCCCAUGCUGGAGGAGACCGGGAAGCGGGAGUUCGGGAACGCUCUGUACUUUGGCUGGGCCGCGUCCUGCCUGCUCAUCCUGGGGGGCGCUCUGCUCUGCUGCUCCUGUCCGUCUAAAGCUGCAGCAGCAGCUGCAGCAGCGCCGAGUGGCGGCGUCUCCGUGGCGCCCAGGGUGGAUUACUCAGCCAUCAAAAGCGCUUCGGUCAACGGAUACACCAGGAAGGACUAUGUCUGAACGACUGACAUGACUGAAAAUGUUUGUGGAUAGAAUAACAAAGACAGAG